Messenger RNA from Struthio camelus australis, 713 nucleotides. Lineage: Eukaryota; Metazoa; Chordata; Aves; Struthioniformes; Struthionidae. The record is from RefSeq and is a predicted model, not a curated record.
CUGUUGGGCUGCCUGGGUUAUGGCUUGUUUUGGCCGUCUGCGUUCAGUGAAUGCUGCCUUGGUCAAAAGGAGAAGGCGGGUUUGUUCCAGACCGUGAACUACACAUAAACGCACCGGUUCUGUUUGGGUUUUAGUUAAAAUACUUGUGGUUUUUCUUUCUCUCCUUUCCCCAAAAUGUUUUCCCUUUGCCUAGAAUGACAAAAGUGGACAUCAAGAAUUACCUUGAAAAAAUAUACAAUGUGCCAGUAGCGGCGGUGAGGACUAGGAUACAAUAUGGUGCGCACAACAGGAGGAACCACAAGAAUCAGAGAGUGAAGAAGCCGGAUUACAAGGUCGCCUAUGUACAGCUGGGCCAAGGACAAACCUUUCAGUUUCCCAACCUAUUUCCAGAAAAAGAACAAACCCCAGAAGCUCGCUCUUUUGAUGACUUCAAGAAUAAAUAUCUCAAGAAAGAGGAGCAGAGGCAGAGAGGUGACCCCAGACGAGGUGGAGUCCCCGAUUGGUUUGGACUUUGAUGCAACAAGCCAGCUGCCUUUUUUAGGCUCAGAGGGAUUUUAAUCAGCAGAACUUGCACUCUCCUCUUCUUGUAAUGACCAAGGGUUUAUUUUUGAGCGGCCCUUGUUAGCGUGUCUUUUUACCUGGCUAUUUGUGCACGACUACAACAAAAUGGCCCAAAAGAAAUAAAAAGGUAAAAUAAAUCUGACUGCAUCAGA